Pyricularia oryzae 70-15 is the source of this 2424-nucleotide messenger RNA. Its product is annotated as N-acetylated-alpha-linked acidic dipeptidase 2. The coding region runs from base 1 to 2424 and encodes 807 amino acids. The transcript is spliced from 3 exons. Gene Ontology annotation, molecular function: carboxypeptidase activity. The record is from RefSeq and is a predicted model, not a curated record. Lineage: Eukaryota; Fungi; Ascomycota; Sordariomycetes; Magnaporthales; Pyriculariaceae.
AUGCCCAGCGAGAGGACGCCGCUGAUCACAACCCACCAGGCUGGUCCUCAGAGGCAGCGAUACCAUCACAAUGUCGCCCGCCGCUUCUGCACCAUAGCCUUAUCUUCCACCUUGAUAUGGGUCUUUUUUACCUGGAUCACAACCGCAAUCCUGGGUCGUGGCCCGGCCCACCGACACCAUGGCCACGGUGACUGGUCGUGGCCUGGCCAUAAGAAUCGCCGGUUGGAUGACGAGGGCCUCCGCAAGGUCUUGACCCAAACCCCGAGCAGUGAGCUCGCCGAGGAGUGGAGCCGCUACUACACCUCUGGACCUCACCUCGCCGGCCAGAACUACUCACAAGCCGAGUGGACCAGGAACAAGUGGGAGUCAUGGGGAAUCGAUUCGAGCAUUGUUGCUUACGAUGUCUAUCUGAACCGUCCCGUCGACCAUAGGCUGGCCCUACUUGAGAAGGCGACAGGAGGCAAGCAUGAUGAGGACCUGUCUCUUUCCAAGCCUAGCUGGGAAGUCAAAUUUGAGGCUUCUCUCAAGGAAGACAUCAUCGACGACGACCCGACUACGGCCCUUAACAAUGCUAUCCCGACAUUCCAUGGGUACUCGGCCAGCGGCAACGUGACCGCCCAAUUUGUCUACGUCAACUAUGGUACCUACCAGGACUUUGAGGAUCUUGUCAAAGCAAAUGUGUCACUCAAGGGCAAGAUUGCCAUUGCCCGCUACGGUGGCAUCUUCCGGGGGCUCAAGGUCAAGCGUGCACAAGAACUUGGCAUGACCGCCACGGUCAUAUAUUCCGACCCUGGAGACGAUGGUUCCACCACGGACGAAAAGGGAGAGAAGCAGUAUCCCGAAGGCCCUGCACGCCAGGCCAGCAGUGUCCAGCGCGGCUCGGCACAGUUUUUGAGCAUCGCGCCCGGCGACCCAACCACUCCCGGUUAUCCCUCCCUCCCCGGUGCUCCGCGACAAGAUCCGCACAAUGCCAUUCCCCAGCAUUCCUUCCAUUCCUAUCUCGCACUGAAUGGGCACGGUCCCAGCUCGGACGAGUUCAACAAGUACUGGACCAGAAACCGUGGUCUGCAGUACAAGGGCGUCAAGUACAACGUGGGACCCUCGCCGCCUGGACUAGUUCUGAACUUGUACAACGAGCAGAAUUACAUUACUACUCCCAUCUGGAACGUCAUUGGUGUCAUCAACGGCACCAUCGAAGACGAGGUCAUUGUGGUUGGCAACCACCGGGACGCAUGGAUAAUCGGUGGCGCAGGAGACCCAAACAGUGGCUCUGCAGUCAUCAACGAGGUCAUUCGUAGCUUCGGCAAGGCUCUCGAGAGUGGCUGGAAGCCACUACGAACGAUUGUGUUCGCUUCUUGGGACGGCGAGGAGUAUUCAUUGAUCGGCUCAACCGAAUGGGUUGAGCAAUAUCUUCCCUGGCUGACCAAUGUGAACGUGGCCUAUAUUAACACCGACGUCGCCGUGGCGGGGCCGAACUUCAAGGCAUCAGGUGCGCCAUUGCUCGACCAGCUACUGUACGAUAUCACAUCACAGGUUCAGAGUCCUAACCAGACGGUCGAGGGACAAACUGUCCGAGACGUAUGGGAUGGUCGCAUUUCCACCAUCGGCAGUGGUAGCGACUUUACUGCAUUUCAGGACUUUGCAGGCAUCCCAUGCGUCGACAUUGGCUUCUCGGCCCACCCGGACGAUGCGGUCUACCACUAUCACAGCAACUAUGAUAGCUUCUACUGGAUGCAGAACUUUGGUGACCCGGGCUUUGUUUACCACCGCACCAUGGCCCAGAUUUUGGGCCUUGUGGUUGCCAAACUGGCCGACAAACCUGUCAUACCAUUCGGAGUCAAGAACUAUGCCGAUAAGCUGACGAGCUACAUCGCCAGGGUCGAGGACAAAUUGGACGCCGCCAUGGCGGGUAUCACCUUGGAGUCUCAGCCGGAUCUGAGUACUGAACAGCAUCUAUUUGAGCUUCGCGCGAGCCACCAUGUUGAUACCACACAGCCAAAGGGCAGCGCAGAGGGCUUUAAGCGCGAACUGGCACGCCUGCGUGAGGCUGCCAAUACGUUUUCUCAAAGAGCCAAGGCCGCGGAUCAUCUCGCCAACAAGCUCAGGAAGCGUGUGGAAGACGAGUUGCCCUGGUGGCAAUGGCCUGCCAAGAUUAAAUUGGGGUGGGAUAUCCGUAAGCUUAACAACAAGCUAAAAGUCAUUGAGAGGCAGUUCUUGUACUCCAAGGGGCUGGAUGGAAGAAGCUGGUUCAAGUCUGUCAUAUUUGCCCCAGGGUUGUGGACUGGCUACGCCGGCGCCGUGUUUCCUGGUCUCCAGGAGAGUAUUGACUCGAAGGACUUUGACAAUGCUAUCCGCUGGGUGGACAUCAUCGAAGAUUGCAUCUACAAAGCCGCUGGCGUAUUGCGGCUAGAGGACGGCGAGUGA